AUGACGCUGCAGAAGAACCCUUUUGAGUGGAACCCCAGAGCGAACGUGUCUGCACCAAUUGUAUCGCUCACUCUGCGGCGGGAAAACCACAGCAUCAUCCCCGUGCGCGGCCUCAAGAAGCAAAUCCAGAUCUUCAUCCCAAACCCUCUGUCCCAUCAGAUCAACUCCACCCUCCUCCAUCUGAGCAACUUCAGCUCCACCAUCCUCCACCUGCCCCCAGAUCCCAACACGCUGGUCCUGAAGAUGAUCCCGUCUGAAGAGUCUUUGGCGUUCCGGGCGUAUCUCGGGGAGGAGCCGCCCUCAGAGAGCAGCUACAUCACAACCGCAGACCUGCCCCGAGAGGGACCCAGCCUCAGUGAGAGGUACUCGUGGGUGCUGGAGCCCGAGGAUCUGGGCGGGCGCUCGGGGCGUCUCUUCCUGCUGGUUCGCCCCCUGGUGGGUCCUGGAGUCAAGUCCAUAAACUCCACUCUGAACAUCACACUCGUGUCGACCCGGUGCAACUUCUGGAACGAGAGUCUGAAGGACUGGAGCACGGACGGCUGCAGGGUGGGCGCGGGCACCACGCUGGCACAGACCCAGUGUCUCUGUGAUCACCUGACCUUCUUCGGCGGCUCGUUCUUCGUGGUUCCGAACCUGGUGGACCCGUCUCGCUCGGCAGAACUGUUCGGGACCUUCACCCAGAACCCGGUGGUGGUCUGCCUGGUGGGGGCGCUCUUCCUCCUCUACGCCCUCCUGCUCCUGUGGGCACGACGCCAGGACCGACGCGACUCACGCAAGGUGAAGGUGACGGUUUUGGCCGAUAAUGACCCGUCUGAUAAAUAUCAGUAUUUACUGACCGUGAGCACCGGGCACCGAAGAGGAGCCGCCACCUCUGCACAGGUCACUGUGGUCCUGGUGGGGUCCGUCUCGUCCAGCGCUCCUCACCACCUCACCGACUCCAAAAAGCCCGUGUUCGAGCGCGGAGCCGUGGACAUGUUCCUCCUGAAGGCCCCGGGGAACCUGGGCGAGAUCCAGGCCGUGAGGCUGUGGCACAACAACGCAGGAGACCACCCCAGCUGGUUCGUGAGCUCGGUGCUGGUCCAGGAUCUUCAGACCGGGUCAAAGUUCCAUGUUCUGUGUAACUCCUGGAUCGGACUCGACAUCGGAGACGGAACUUUAGACCAACUGUUCCCUGUGUCCACAGACGAGGAACUCAAGACCUUCAGUAACCUGUUCUUCAUGAAGACCACGCGGGACCUGAGUGACGGGCACCUGUGGCUCUCAGUGGUCACCAGGCCUCCGAGCUCGACCUUCUCCAGGGUCCAGAGGCUCUCGUGCUGCUUCAGCCUGCUCCUCUGCACCAUGCUCACCUCCAUCAUGUUCUACGGAAUCCCCACAGACCCCGCCGAGCAAGUCAUGGACCUGGGUCACUUCGAGUUCACGUGGCAGCAGUUUAAAGUCGGGAUCCAGUCGUCCCUCAUCAUGUUCCCCGUCAACAUCCUCAUCGUCAGCCUCUUCAGGUUCUCCAGACCCAGGAAAGUGACUAAACUGGUCCAGUCUCUCUCAAAGUCCAUGGAGGAGUCCAAGUCCAGGAUCAUAACCAGACUUCAGAAGGAGCUGCGUUCAGUUUUGAUGGAUCUGGAGGAGUACGUGUCCCAUCGAGACCUGAGGGCCACUCCCCGUCAGGACUCAGAGGGUAAAGGUUCGGACAGGAGCAGGUCCGAGGAGGAGCUGUACUUGGAGCUGUCCCACCUGGAGAAACAUCUCAGCUCCAUGGACCAAGAGGAGCUACAGAGACCAGACCAGACCAGACUCUCCUGGACCAGACUCUCCUGGACCAGACUCUCCUGGACCAGAGGACAGUCCCUCUUCAGCUUCAGCCAGAGUCUUGAGAAGGUCCAAGUCCUGAAGGAGAGACUGAGAGACACAGAGGAGGACUACAGCCUGCCGGCGCCCGCCCCUCGCCGCGCUCUGCCCUGGUGGUGCGUGUACGUGGCGUGGCUGCUCGUCGCCGCCUCCUCUGGCGUGUCCGGGUACUUCACCAUGCUCUACGGACUCAAGUUUGGAAAAGAAAAGUCCAUCAGCUGGAUCGUGUCCAUGGGCGUGUCCUUCUGCCAGAGCCUGCUCCUCAUCCAGCCCCUCAAGGUGGUGGGUCUGGCCGUGUUCUUCGCUCUGGUGGUGAAGAAGGUGGAGGAGGAGGAGCUGGAGAACGUUCAGAUCCACAAAGACUCAAACCUGGGACUCGGGGGCAGAGACCUGAGUUUGUAUCUUCCUCCUCCUGCGGCCGACAUCGAGAGGAUGAGGAGGAACCGAGAGAAGGAGACGAAGGCCUACGCCCUGCUCACCGAGAUACUCGUGUACGUGGGCUUCAUGUGGAUGCUGUUGCUCGUCGCUUACGCUCAGCGAGAUCCGAACUCGUUCCUCUUAAACCAGCACCUGCUCAGGUCCUUCAGACCCGACCAAGACCAGAGCCUGAGUCUGGACCAGGUCUACAGGUUCAUCACAGACGGAAACUCACUCCUGGUGGGCGUGGCUCGGCUCCGUCAGCUGCGUGUACGUGGCUCCUCCCCCUUCUGCGAGGCCACUCCCUCCCUGGACCUGCACAGAGACUGUCCCCCGGUUUAUUCCUGGAGCACAGAGGACACGGGCUCCUACGGGCCCCGCUGGAACAGCACCGCCCCCGGCAACAGCACCGCCCCCGGCCCCUGGACGUACCAGAGCGCUGAGGAGCUGAGGGCCGCGCCGUUCUGGGGCCGAAACCUCCUGUACAGAGGAGGAGGCUACGUGACCGAACUCGGACCAGACCUGCAGCACGCCUCCAGUACUUUGCAGUACUUGUACUCGUCCCGGUGGCUGGACUCGUUCACCAGAGCAGUAUUCGUGGAGUUCACCGUGUACAACGCCAACGUAAACCUGUUCUGUGUGGUGACGCUGCUGCUGGAGGCCGCCGACGCCGUGGGAGCGUUCGAGUUCCGCUGGCAGCUGCGGCCCGUGCGUCUCUACCCGUCCACCGGGGGGCUCCACGUGUUCGUGAUGGCAGCAGAGAUCAUCUACAUGCUCUUUGUGCUCUACUACAUGUACAAACAGGUGCAGAGGUUGAGGGUUCAACGCUGGGUUUACCUCAGGAACCGCUGGAACCUGCUGGAGCUGAGCAUCAUCGCCCUCUCCUGGACCGGAGCAGGACUGUACCUGCAGAGAACCUUGAGCGCACACAAGGACAUCGAGUACUACCAGCAGCACAGAGACAAGUUCCCCAGUUUCUGCUCCUCGGCCUCCUCAGAUGUUCUCCUUCAGUACCUGUUGGCCUUCGUGGUUCUUCUGUCCACGGUGAAGCUCUGGCAUCUCCUCAGACUCAACCCCAACAUGGAGCUGAUCUCCUCCACCCUGAGCCGCGCCUCCGGGGACAUAACCGGCUUCCUCCUGGUCAUCGGGCUCAUGAUGGUCGCCUACGCCACCACCUGUAACGUUCUUUACGGUUGGACGAUGUCGUCGUACAAAACGUUCCCGGACGCUCUGCUCACGAUCAUCCAACUGCAGCUGGGGAUCUUCAACUACAGCGAGGUGAUGGACUACAGUCCGGUUCUUGGAGCUCUUCUGGUCGGUUCUUGCAUCGUCUUCAUGGGGUUUGUGGCCCUGAACCUCCUGAUCUCUGUGAUCCUGGUGGCCUUCCAACAGGAGCAGGUCCAGCACCAGCCGUCGGAGGAGGAGGAGGUGGUGCAGAUCAUGCUGAAGAAGGUCUUGGGUCUGUUCGGCGUCAGUUACACGGUGCCCCCCUCAGACCAGGACGAGAAGUUCGCCCGCGCCGAGGAUUCUGGGAAAAACGCCGAGGCAGCUGCGACCACGGCGACCAAAGCCUGA
Boleophthalmus pectinirostris (great blue-spotted mudskipper) is the source of this 3837-nucleotide messenger RNA. Its product is annotated as polycystic kidney disease protein 1-like 2. Gene Ontology annotation, cellular component: membrane. Gene Ontology annotation, biological process: detection of mechanical stimulus. NCBI's taxonomy places the organism in Eukaryota, Metazoa, Chordata, Actinopteri, Gobiiformes, Gobiidae. The transcript is spliced from 25 exons. Gene Ontology annotation, molecular function: protein binding; calcium channel activity; calcium ion binding. The coding region runs from base 1 to 3837 and encodes 1278 amino acids. The record is from RefSeq and is a predicted model, not a curated record.